CUUUGGGUUGGACACAUCAAAUGUAAAAAUCGGGCUGAUUACAGGAAGGUGGUAAUAAUUACAAUUUUGUUUUACUGGAUAACUGUUGCUGUCUUGUCUAUGUAUGAACCAUCAUAUUCAUGAAUCAGAACAAGUUGUUAAGUAAAGCAGAAGAUGUGGCAGAUGAGGUUUUACGUUACGGAAAACACAUAAUGCCACACCUUGCUCGUCUAUGCCUAGUCAGUACCUUCAUUGAAGAUGGAAUAAGGAUGUGGCUGCAGUGGAGUGACCAGCAAGAAUUCAUUAGGACAAGCUGGAACUGUGGAUGGUUUUUAGCUUCAAUUUUUGUAUUAUUUAAUUUGGUGGUCCAGCUUGGAGGAUCAGCUAUGGUGUUGAUUCGUCAGAAGGUAGAAGUGGCCUGUGGGCUCCUGUUUUCCAUUGUGGUUUUGCAGACAUUUGCUUAUAACCUAGUGUGGAAUGUUCAGUUUUUGCCAAGGUGUCUUUCUCUGAUUGGUGCUCUUUUACUCCUCCUUGCUGAAAGCAGAGUGGAAGGCAAGCGUCUUUUCGCUGGAGUGCCAAGCCUAGGAGAUAACAAACCACGAAACUAUCUGCAGCUUACUGGUCGAGUUUUGUUGGUAUUCAUGUUCAUCACAGUUUUAAGAUUUGAGGUGUCAUUUAUUCAGAUUAUCCAAAACAUUGUUGCUUCUGCUUUAAUGGUACUUGUUACCAUUGGCUACAAAACCAAGUUGUCAGCUCUUUUCCUUGUUAUUUGGCUCACAAUUUUAAAUAUUUAUCUAAAUCCUUGGUGGUCAGUCCAUUCUCACUUUGCUGACUUUUUAAGGUAUGAUUUCUUUCAAACAUUAUCUGUAAUUGGUGGACUAUUAAUGGUAGUAUCUUUGGGUCCAGGGGGAGUUAGCAUGGAUGAGCAUAAGAAAAGGUGGUAGGAUAUUAAAUCCAGGUAUAAGAAUCCUUCAUCCAGGUUUACAUGAUACUGAUACUUACUUAGCCAGUUUAACUUGUUAGUUUUAGUGAAAAUGUGUUUCACUUUAAAAAAAGACAUUCGUAUUGCUUGUUACAAUUGUAACUUGUAUUGUUGCCAAGUUAAAGUGUUAUUGAGUUUCAAACUCCUUGUUUAUUUUUCAAAUUUAUCCAUUUUUCGUGUUAGAGCAGAAACUAAAGUAAAUAUUUGAUGGUUAAUGUUUAUUGCCACUGUAAAUAACAUUAUGUAAAAAGUCAUCUUUGACGAUUCCUUGAGAGUUAAGUUUUUUAGCGAAGUGCACUAACUGAAAGAUAUGUAUUGUUAUUGAUUUCAAUUGUGGUUUACCUCAUUACCUGUUUUAUAUUCAGGUUUCUUUAUUGCAUGGAAAAGUCAAUCAUAAUUUUGAAACUAAAACCAAACUGAUAUAUUUAUACAAUGAAUUGGCAUAAAAUACAUACUUUCACUAUCCUGGUGAUAUUCAGUAUGAUGUAUAAUUUAACUGUGGGAAAUUUCUUUGUGCUAACCUGUAGUUGAAGUCAUAUGUAUUGAAAGUUUUACAUAUCCCUCCCUCCACAAAUACACACCUAAAUUCUAAAAACGUUCACCAGUCAUAAAAUAAAUAACCAUUGGCAAUAAUACUUUACAUUAUAAAGUAUAUACUUGAUGAUAAAAUCCACAAGCUUAUCAGCUACCAGCAGAUUCUUGUGUUUAAUACUAAAACUUAAAAUCAAUGUUGAUGAAAAAAGCCAUAUUAAUUGGAUUUAUAAAACAUAUGCUCGAAGUUUGGGGAUUGUAGAAACCAUUUAAAGUCCUUUUAUUUUUAUUGUUGUGUUUACAUUUAUUAUUAUUUUUAUUGUUCGUAUAACAACUUGUAUCUUAUCAACAAACUUAAGUGUUUGAUUCUCUCAUUAAACUCUUUAAAGGGUUGGGUGAAAAGCUUAGAAAAGUAUUGUUUAUUUGAGGCAUUGUGGGAAAUGUCCUCUUUGCCAGUUCAUGAAUCUUUCUGGAAUCCAUGACAUGGAGAAUAGAAGCACUAAACAGUUAUUAUAUUUUUCAGUCACUUCAAUAAACUUGUGCCUAUAGCGUUAAUACAAUUUUUAUAUUAUUAGUAGCAGUCAUCAACUAUAUGUUUAUGUUAGUGUUCAACAUUGUUCUGUGUGUCUAGAAACCUGUGCUAUUAAAGGGCUUUUUGUAAUGUUUCUUUGGUCCUUUUACCUGUUCUACCUUUAUGUAAGACCAAAUUGUGUUUGAUAUAAAUAGCAGGCACAAUAUCAUCUUCACUGUUGUGUCCUUGACCCUGCAUUUAGUGCAUGCUGUAAAUGUUUUCGAUUUUUAUAUAAACUAACAAUUAACUAUGAUUCAGGAUAUAAAUAAUACGUUCAAAGUUUGUUUGUAGCGUCUUUGACUGUUUUUCAACAAUUUUCUUGCAGUAAAAACUGUUCCCUCAGUUUGUAACAUUUCUGCUAAGGAGUAAUUUUAUUUUUCCAUUAUAUUUUAAAGCCAUAAAUAACAUUUUUUACUAUUUUUAUAAAUUAUAAAAUACUCUCUACCAUUUUGCAUGGGGAAUUUUAUGUUUAUGACUUACUGUUUUUAAAAAUUUUGUUAUAUACCUUUGUUUUAUUAAUGUUUUU
This is a messenger RNA of Limulus polyphemus (Atlantic horseshoe crab), 2589 nucleotides long. RefSeq names its product surfeit locus protein 4 homolog. The coding region runs from base 120 to 923 and encodes 267 amino acids. Gene Ontology annotation, cellular component: endoplasmic reticulum-Golgi intermediate compartment; membrane; endoplasmic reticulum. The record is from RefSeq and is a predicted model, not a curated record. Gene Ontology annotation, biological process: Golgi organization. NCBI's taxonomy places the organism in Eukaryota, Metazoa, Arthropoda, Merostomata, Xiphosura, Limulidae. The transcript is spliced from 5 exons.